AGGGAGGAAGGGUAACCGUCUCUCGCCGCAAAGGAUGCCGGAGAUUGUAGUCUCUUUGGAGUGGGCGAGGCUUGGGCGGGAGUUUUCAUGCUCCGGGGAGAAGAGGCAGCCUAGCCCCUCCCCCCGCCUCGCUUUCCCUCAGGCGGUCGGAACGCUUGGGCUGUACCUCAGCCUGCCUGCCUGCCUGCCUGCAGCCGAUAUUAAUUUACAAACCACAUAUUCAUUUACAAAUAAAUUGUAAAGAAUAAUUUACAAAUAGCAGGGAUAGUAACAGGGUUUUAAAAAAACACCAGAACAACCAUUGCUCCUCCUUCACUUCCCCGACUUAAAGCACUUCAGAAAAGGCUCAUUUUAUACUUUGGAGGAGUCAAUGAGGAAAAACUCAUCAUGGAAAUAAAAGGGCUCAUUCAGGAACUGAUUAACAGAGAGACCUUAUCUAAUGUAGCAGAGGUCAUUGAGAAGCUGUUCAGUCAGACAGAAAACCUGAAUAAAGAAAGUCACCGUGAGGGUGAGAAGACUCAGAUUGAAGAAACUGCAAUCAGCUUAUGGAACUGGACUGUGGCAAGGAAAGCAGACCCUGUUAUCAGUGAUAUUCAAAGAGUCAAAUUGCGCCAUGUUGCCCUCAGAUUAAUGAUAUUUUAUGAAGUAAACAAUCCACCUGAAGAGACGAUGAGAAGACAGGUUUUGAUGGCCAUGAAGACUGGAAAAGGAUGGGUUGAGGUUGGAGAAUUUGCUUUUGCUGACGAACUUCUUGAGAUUGCCAUGAAUAAUCUGGAGAAAUUAUAUGCCCAGUUAACCAAGAGGAGCACCAAGCAGACUGAUACACAUAUGCACAAAGCUGAUGUAGAGAAGGAUGUGUUCAAAGUUCUGUCUUAUCAGGCUGAAUCUGCAGUUGCUCAAAGGGAUUUUCAGAAAGCAGUCAAGUGUGUUCAACGCUGCAAAGACAUCCUGAUGAGGCUGAUAAAAGAGAGUUGUUACCUUUCCCUUCUGUGCUAUAAUUUUGGGGUAGAGACGUAUGAACUGAAGAGGUACGAAGAGAGCUCUUUCUGGCUCAGCCAGAGCUAUGACAUUGGGAAGAUGGAUAUGAAAUAUUCAACUGGAAAAGAAAUGCAGGCUAAAGUGCUGCGAUUACUCGCUACUGUCUAUUUGGAGUGGGACUGCAAACAAUAUCAAGACAAAGCUCUCAGGGCUAUCGCCAUGGCUAAUGAGGAGAAUUUGCAUCCAGCAGGUUUUUUCUUGAAAAUAAAAAUUCUUCUGAAAUGCGGUGCAUCAGACGAAGAUGUCAGCAGAGCUGUUGGUGAACUUCUGCACCACAAGUUUUCUCUUGACAUCUGCCUGGACACAGCGAAGCUACUUCUGGAACAUGAGAGGGAGGCCAUUGGUUUUGACUUCCUGAAAUCAGUUGCUCAGCUGUUUGAACGAUCACCAGACAUUGGCAAAGUAAUUCUUCUUCACAUCAAAUUGCUAUUACUGAGAAUGAAGGAGCCACUUGCCAAGAAAAUGAUUGAAGAUAUCAUUGCAGGGUGCAGCACAGGAACUCACCUGCCUCCUGAAAUACUGAACGACUUGCAGCUUAUUUUGUGGGGAAGAGCUGCUAAGAAUUAUGAGACAAAAAGCUAUCCUGAAGCUCUUCAGUGGUACAGCUACUCCCUCAGCUUCUACUCCACAAGGCAAGCAGACCACCAGAACAUGGCAAAACUGCAGAGAAAUAUGGCUGCUUGCUAUCUACACCUGAAAUUGCUGGAAAAGGCUCAUGAGGCAGUGAAGGAGGCCGAGAGUUACGACCCAAACAGCAUCUUCACUCAGUUCUAUGUGUAUAAAAUGGCAGUCCUACAAAACAAUACCCAAAAAGCUAUUGAUGCACUUGUUAGGAUGGAGGAGUCAGCAGCACAGCCAGACCAUCAAACAGACAAGCUGUUAGUGGAUGGAUCAAUGGUCGCCAAUCUCCUGACCUUAGCAGCUCAGUUUGCUUUGGAGAACAAUCAGCAGCCUGUGGCAAUUGAAGCCCUGGGAUAUUUAUCUCAGCAUUUGCAAGACUGCCAACAAGCAUUUACAGCUUUAAAAUGUUUGACUCGGCUUGUGUUGUCUAAAGUUGCAGUGCAAUCCAAAGAGGAGACAACUAGAGAUAUGGAGACUCUUCUAACACACUUGACUGCAGCUCACCAUAGACUAGAUGGGCUGUUUAGGGAAGAAAAUGAGACACUGGAGAUGAAAGUUCAUGAAGCUCAGUGGUUCAGGAAGAUAGCUUGGAACUUGGCUAUCCAGUGUGAAAGCUGCCCAAGAAUAAUGAGAGACUUCUUUAUAAUGUCUUUCAAGUUUUCCCAGUUUUGCCCUCCUGAGAAAGCCAUCCUCCUUGCCCAGAGAACAUGCCUGCUCAUGGCAGCAGCUGUGGAUCUGGACAUGGGUCGGAACAGUUUGCUGCUUGAGGAACAGCAGACUGAAGUGCUGAUUCAAGCCCUUGAACACAUCCAGUCAUGCAGAGAAGUCUGGAAAGUUCUGAAGCAAACAGGUGAUUUCCCCAAGGAUCCAACAAACACAAUAUUAUUGCUUUAUGAAUUUGAAGCCAAGGCGAAGUUGAAUGACCCGGCAGUGGCCAGCCUGCUGGAUCACGUGUGGGAGCUGCCACAAGCGGAUGUUAAGACCCUUGAAACGAUGGCAUCACUGGCUAUGGAGUCCCCCGCGCACUAUCCCUCGGUGUGCAAGAAAGCCCUCAGAAUGGUUUUGACCCUCCUCAGGAAGCAAGAAGCCAUGGAUACAGUCACACUCAGCAAAUGUCUACACAGCCUGGUCCACCUUUCUUUGCCAUCCAGCAUGAGCAGUGACACUGAGGUUUCUGCAACGGAGGAGGCCUGGGGCUAUUUUGAAGACGCUCUGAGCAUUCUGAGCAGCAUGGUGCUGCAGGCGAGCUAUCCAGAGGUGGAAAUACUCUGGCUCCUGGCCAGAGCUUGGAACACAGGCAUAGGCUACUACUGCGCUGGCAGAUACCAGGAAGCAGAGCGGUGGUGUGGCUUGGGAAUGCGCUUUCUGCCUCACUUAGGAACUCUGAAGAGCAGCUAUGAGGGCCAGAUGAUUAGCCUUUACAGCGAGGUGCUGGAGAAGCUGGACAGAGCAAAGGGAUUCUACCCAAAGGAGGAGUGACAGCCACCAAGGCCACCCCACAGCUGGCAGAUGGUCUUUAGCCAUGACCUCUGGAGCAGGAGGAAGUCUCACUGCAAUAUUUCAUGGAGCAGAGGUGCCCCCUUUAUCAGAGGGAGACUGCCUCUCAUGAAGCCAGAGUUGCGUCUUCUGCGCACAUUUAAGGACAGUAAGAUUUCAGAAAAAGGCAGAACAAUAAAAUAGUCUAAG
Pogona vitticeps (central bearded dragon) is the source of this 3345-nucleotide messenger RNA. The record is from RefSeq and is a predicted model, not a curated record. Lineage: Eukaryota; Metazoa; Chordata; Lepidosauria; Squamata; Agamidae.